AUGGCUUUCUAUGAAGCUUGCAUCAACGGCAAGAAGCGCAUCACACCAGAGCACUUGAAUUGGGAGACAGAGAACGACAGCCAGUUCAGUCAACUCUUCAAAGAGGGAAGUCAGGGCCAGGAGCCCCCCCCCGAGCCCCGGGUAACACUCAAUGUUGGGGGGCAACCAGUCACCUUCCUAGUUGAUACCGGAGCCCAGCAUUCAGUCCUCACCCAGUCCGCAGGACCACUCAGCGAGCGAACUGCCUGGGUGCAAGGUGCCACAGGCGGAAAACAAUAUCGUUGGACCACCGAACGGAAGGUACAACUGGCGACUGGUAAAGUAACCCAUUCCUUCCUACAUGUUCCCGACUGCCCAUAUCCAUUAUUAGGGCGAGAUUUACUCACUAAAUUGAAGGCCCAAAUUCAUUUUGAAGGGGAGAAAAUUCAAGUGGCAGGCCCAAACGGCGGCCCCCUACAGGUAUUGACUUUACAAUUGGAAGAAGAAUAUCGACUGUAUGAAAAUAACCAAGAGACUAAGGGGCCCAAGGACUUGGACACUUGGCUUGCAGAGUACCCCCUGGCAUGGGCAGAGACGGGAGGUAUGGGGCUCGCCUUGCAGCAACCCCCACUGAUUAUAGAUCUGAAGGCCACGGCGACCCCAGUCUCAAUUAAACAAUACCCCCUGUCGAAUGAAGCCUACCAAGGGAUAAGGCCCCAUAUAAAGAGAUUGUUAGAUCAAGGUAUCCUGAUUCCGUGUCGGUCUCCAUGGAAUACCCCCCUUCUCCCAGUAAAGAAAUCAGGAACCGGGGACUAUAGACCGGUACAGGAUCUCAGGGAAGUCAAUAAAAGGGUUGAGGACAUACAUCCAACUGUCCCCAAUCCAUAUAAUUUACUGAGCACCUUGCCACCGUCUCAUACAUGGUAUACAGUGCUGGAUUUGAAGGAUGCCUUCUUCUGUCUCAGAUUAAACCCUAAGAGCCAACCCCUUUUUGCUUUUGAAUGGAAAGACCCUGAACUGGGAAUUUCAGGCCAACUAACCUGGACCAGACUCCCACAGGGCUUCAAGAAUAGUCCCACCCUCUUUGAUGAGGCCUUACAUCGAGACCUCGCAGGUUUCAGAGUUCAACACCCAUCGCUCAUCUUGCUCCAGUACGUGGAUGACCUUCUACUGGCAGCCUCCACAGAACAUGACUGCCGGCAAGGUACGGGGGCCCUAUUACAGACUCUGGGACUGCUGGGCUAUCGAGCAUCUGCCAAAAAGGCCCAGAUAUGCCAGACUGAAGUGACUUAUUUGGGAUAUAAACUAAGGGGGGGGCAGCGUUGGCUUACCGCUGCACGCAAAAAGACUGUGGCUAAUAUACCCCCACCCCAAAGCCAUCGCCAGCUGCGGGAAUUUCUGGGGACUGCUGGGUUCUGCCGCUUAUGGAUACCAGGUUUCGCGGAAAUGGCGGCCCCUCUAUACCCCCUCACCAAACAGGGGGUCCCCUUCAUAUGGACAGAUGAACAGCAACAGGCUUUUGAGAAUAUUAAACGAGCCCUCUUAUCCUCUCCGGCUCUAAGCCUGCCUGACAUCACGAAGCCAUUCGAACUGUACAUUGAUGAAAAACGAGGCUAUGCCAAAGGUGUCUUGACCCAGAGACUUGGGCCAUGGAAGCGUCCUGUUGCCUACUUGUCCAAGAAAUUGGACCCAGUGGCUUCAGGUUGGCCCCCUUGUUUGAGAAUGGUGGCAGCUAUAGCCGUUCUCAUAAAGGACGCUGGCAAGCUGACUUUGGGACAGCCUCUGACUAUUCUGGCGCCCCAUGCUGUUGAGGCGCUGGUCAGACAGCCUCCUGACAGAUGGCUUUCCAAUGCCCGUAUGACGCACUACCAAUCCUUGCUGUUGGACGCGGACCGAGUCCAAUUCGGACCUGUGGUUGCCCUCAAUCCGGCUACCCUGCUACCUCUGCCAGAGGGGCCCGAUCAGCACGACUGCCUUCAGAUCCUUGCGGAAAUGCAUGGAACUCGAGAAGACUUGACUGAUCAGCCCCUUCCAGAUGCAGACCACACCUGGUACACUGAUGGAAGCAGUUACCUACUGAAUGGUGAGCGCAAGGCAGGAGCCGCGGUUACCACGGAAACUCAGGUAAUCUGGGCCAGUGCAUUACCCAGUGGCACCUCGGCUCAGCGAGCUGAACUUAUUGCUCUGACCCAAGCUCUCAAGCUGGCAAAAGGUAAGAAACUAAAUGUUUAUACUGACAGUCGGUAUGCAUUUGCCACUGCACAUAUACAUGGAGAGAUUUAUCGGAGGCGAGGGCUCCUAACCUCAGAAGGAAAGGAAAUCAAAAACAGAGCAGAAAUCCUUGCUCUAUUAAAGGCCUUAUUCCUCCCCAAAAGACUGAGUAUUAUGUAUUGUCCUGGCCACCAAAAAGGAGAUCGCGCUGAGGCCAGAUGAAAUCGGCAGGCGGAUAAAGCAGCCCGAGAGGCUGCUUUGGGACCACAGAUACUCCCCAUAGUAUCUGAACCCGUCCAAUCCACUGCAGAUUGGACCUAUGAUAAAGAGGAUAUAAAUUUACUUCAAAAAUUAGGGGCGGAAUAUAACCCUACAAGCAGACAAUGGAUUUACAAAGGAAAAAUAGCCAUGACCAUAAAAAUAACUCAUGAACUCAUAGACUAUUUACAUAAAUUGACCCACUUGGGUAUAAAGAAAAUGAAGAUUCUUUUAGACAGAAUGAAAACUGGACAAUACCUACUGAACAGAAAUGAGGCACUCCAACGAGCAACAGAUAACUGCAGGGCCUGUGCUCAAAUUAAUACAGGCCACUCAAAAGCUCUUCAAAGGGUGCGUCUCCGAGGACAUCGACCAGGUGUUCAUUGGGAAAUAGACUUUACUGAAGUAAAACCUGGUCUAUAUGGAUAUAGGUAUAUACUGGUAUUUAUAGACACCUUUUCAGGAUGGGUAGAGGCCUACCCCACCAGACAUGAGACUGCCAAGAUGGUUGCCAAGAAGCUACUAGAAGAAAUUUUUCCCCCAUACGGAAUGCCAAAGGUAUUGGGUUCUGAUAAUGGGCCGGCCUUCGUCUCCCAGGUAAGUCAGUUGGUGGCCAAACUGUUGGGGAUUGAUUGGAAACUGCACUGUGCAUAUAGACCCCAAAGUUCAGGACAGGUAGAACGUAUGAACAGAACUAUUAAGGAGACUUUAUCUAAAUUAACGCUUGCAACUGGCUCAAAGGAUUGGGUGUUGCUCCUGCCCCUGGCCCUAUAUCGGGCCAGGAAUACUCCUGGACCACAUGGCCUUACCCCUUUUGAGAUACUAUAUGGGACACCACCCCCAGCCAUACAUUUUUUUGAUACGAACAUUACAGACUAUGCUAACUCCCCUUCCUUACAAGCUCAUUUGCAAGCCCUACAGCUGGUGCAACAGGAGAUCUGGAAGCCUCUGGCAGCGGCAUACCAGGAUAACCUUAACCAGCCGGUGGUGCCUCACCAGUAUCAGAUUGGGGACACUGUUUGGGUCCGCAGACAUCAAACUAAGAACAUGGAACCACGCUGGAAAGGACCGUACACUGUUCUUCUGACUACCCCAAUGGCACUGAAAGUGGACGGGAUUGCUGCCUGGAUCCACGCUUCACACGUGAAAGCAGCUAACCCAGAACAACAGACGGACAGCGAGAAGAAAGGAUGGAAGAUCCAGCGCACUCAAAACCCGCUAAAGUUAAGACUCAUACGAAGGAGGAACAAAAACACCGAGAAAAACCCUAGACCGAGCCAAGUCAGUUCAUAUCUGAUAUUUGGGAAUUUGACUUAG
Chionomys nivalis (European snow vole) is the source of this 3765-nucleotide messenger RNA. RefSeq lists its product as uncharacterized. Lineage: Eukaryota; Metazoa; Chordata; Mammalia; Rodentia; Cricetidae. The record is from RefSeq and is a predicted model, not a curated record. Gene Ontology annotation, biological process: proteolysis; DNA integration. Gene Ontology annotation, molecular function: nucleic acid binding; RNA-DNA hybrid ribonuclease activity; aspartic-type endopeptidase activity.